GCUGUGUCGCGAGCUGGCGGCGGCUUUUAACGACACCGCAUUUAUAUCCACGCGAUCUAACGCUCCCACCCCCCAAAACAACAACAACAACCCCCUUAGUUGUGAAAGUUAAAGGAGGUGCGAGCGGGCGAGCGGGCGGGUGGGUGGUGGAAGUCCUCGCCGCUCCAUUUCGCAAUCGCGUUCCGCCGCGGGCCUCCGUAGGCGAGGCGCGCGCUCUCGCGGUGCACGUCGGGAGGCGCGGCCUGAGCGGCAGAAGGAGCAGAGGAGGAGGAGGAGGCCCCCCCCGACCCCGGCCUCGGCUCCCGGCUCCGGGUCUCGGCCCACCACCCCCCACGCAGGGCCCCGUCACAGCGGCCCUGCCUCUCCUCCUCCUGCUCGCCACGCGCGGCAACCGUCGCGAUGCCUCCGGCGCCGCCCCGGGUGUGAGUGAGCACUCGCGGCAGAGAUGGAUCACGGCUCGGCGAGCGGCGAAAGGCGAGGCUCAGCGCCGGCGGCCUCGCACCCGGCGGGCCAGCAGCAGUGGAAAGGAUACAAGCUCCUGGUGGACCCGGCCCUCAAGAAGGGCCACCAGAAGGUCUACCGAUACGACGGCGCCACCUUCUCGCUACCCAAUGCGGGAUUCCCGGCUGUGGACAGAGUUCGCGAUCCGCGGCACAAGCGGUUCUGGGCGCGGACAAGAGAGAUCGACCUCCCCGUCCCCAAAUUCAAGAUCGAUGAGCAUUACGUAGGACAGAUCCCGCCUAAGGAGGUGACGUUCGUGAAGCUCAACGACAAUGUGAAGGAGAGUUUUCUGGUCGAGAUGUGUAAGCGCUUUGGGGACGUGGAGGAGGUGGAGAUCGUCUACAACCCCAAGAACAGGAAGCACCUGGGCCUUGCCAAGGUGGUGUUCACCACGGUGCGCGGCGCCAAGGAGGCCGUCAAGAACCUGCACAACACCUCCGUCAUGGGCAGCAUCAUCCACGCGCAGCUCGACAUCAAAGGCGAGCAGAGGAAAAAGUACUACGAUCUGAUUGUGAGUGGCCAGUUCACGCCGCAGUCGGUUCCCACUGGGAGCCGGCCACGCUUGGAGAUGUUUCCACCUCCCAUCCCAGAGCCCAUACAGGCUAACGAUCCACGAAUCCGGCGCACGUCCGAAACGAGCACGGCCGGCCCAUCCCCGACGGCGCGUUCCGGCACGCCGUACUCUCAGGACACCGGCUACGCAGGCUCGGGGUCCGGCUCGUUCGCUCCGCCCUUCACGCCGCACUCCUCGUCCACGCAGAGUACGCCGCGGCAGGGCCCCGGAACGCCGUACACCCAGGACUCGCCCUACCCCACCGCGCCACAGGGAACGCCUGUGUUUUCCUAUCCGCCCCUGCCUCUGGAACCGGCUGGCUUUAAUUCGCGGAGGCACGACGGCCCGUACACGGACACGUACGGCGUGAGACAAGAGCCGCACUACCCGCCGCCGCCGCCUCCCCCGCCGCCGCCCAUGCAUUUCAUGGCCCCCGAGCCACCUUACCCUCCGCCGUACGCCAAGCAGUUUCCACUGGAGGGCGCUGGCUAUCCACCCGACUUCCCACCACCGCCUCCCCUCUUCUCGCCAGCCUUCCCUCCUUACCCCGAGAUCCCUCCGCCUCCGUUCAUGCUGCCCCCGGCAGAGCAGGAGUUCCAAGCGCCUCCGCCCGCGCAACCCGAGCCGGACAGUUACCACUUGGGUGAGACGGGACACCGGGGCGGCGGCUCCGACUACUACAGCAACACGGGGCCCCCGCCCGGAUUCUACAGCCCCGAGAGGACACAGACACCCACAUCGGUGCCCCCCGCCAGCGUGCCGGCAACCGCUCCCCUCGUUUCCGGCGAGUCCGAGUCGCCGAGCAAAUCGACGUCUCCUGAAAUUGUGCCGGACGCCGCGUUGGCCGUUGACGGCGUUGGCUGCGGCGUCGAUGCCCAGAACGCUAGCACUUCUGUCCACCACCAGCCCCUGCUGCCUCCACCACCGCAAACUCAACCGCCGGAGCCUCCGCCGGCGGAGCAGGAAAGCCCGGCGAAGCGCGAGGAGGCAGUGGUUGACGAGCAGCAGUCGAGCCUGGACUCGCGCAUCGCCAUGCUGCUCAGGGAACAGCGUGACAAGUUUUCUUUCCUGCAGGCCACGUCUGAUUCGGACGAUGAUGAGGAAAGUGCAAAGCAGCAACUCUAUUCGGACGGCUCUGUGGCCAAGCUGGCAGUAGGGGCGACGCAGCACCAGGAAGAAUAUCUGGUGACCAUGCAGGAGCCCGGCGAUGUCAUGCUGGCAAGCGACAUCACAGGCAUCACCGUAGAAAUCGGCACGCCCACCAACCACAUGGACUCCGGGCAGCAAUCUGGUGAUGACAUGGAGAUUUCGGACGGCGAGGCGUCCCCGCUGGCAGAGCACGGCGGCCACGGGACGGGCAUCUCCCUGCCGCUGCCAUCACGGGGCCCGGCGGCGUCCAUGCUGCCUCCCCUGCCCAUCCCUUCCGCUAUGCCGGGCAUGCCGGUGCCGCCCCUGCCGGGCUACGUGCCGCAGCAGCCGCCUCCACCGCCUCCGGGUGCCGCCUACUCGGUGCACAUCCCGCCGCUGCCCCCCAUGCCUCCGCCGCCGCACCCCGUGCACGUGGCGGGCGCCGUUUCGGCCCCGCUGGCGCAGCCCUCCGAGUUUUACGGCGUCAUGGAGCUGAUAAGCGGGGCGCUGGCGCGGCUGGGGGCCCCGCCCGUGCCCUACGCGGCGCAGACGCAGGUGGUGAGCCGCGUGCUGUACGCGCUGCACGAUCGGCUGCCCUUCCUGGUGAGCGAGCAGCAUCACACGCCCUUCUCGGCGCUGCCGGCCGACAUGGCCGAGUUGGUGGUGGACAUGGUGCGCGACGCCGUCUACUCGGGACAGGGGCAAGGAUUCAUGUACCAAGGCGCCGGCGCGGAUGAUGGUCCUGCCGGCUUCCCCUUCCAGCACUACGAUGGCGGGAGUACCGCGAGGAGUGCAGGGAACAGUGGCGGCCCCGCAGCCGGGGAGUCUGAAUUCAAUUUUGGGUCCUUCCGCCUGCCGACCUUUGACCCCAACUCGAUGGACUUCGAGGAGCCUCACCGCCUGACCGUAGAGGAGGUGUUGAGCACGUUGGUGCUCGAGAUGAAGAACAUCAUGACGCGUGACAUCGUUCGCAAGAUGGUGGAGAUGGUGGCCUUCAAGACCUUUGACCUGUGGUGGGACCUGCGAGAAAGCAAGGCCAAGAGCGAACAGCCGUCCCUGGCCCAAGGCCAGAUGAGGGACGAGGAACGACCGAGGCCCAAGGAGAUGUUGUACGACAGCCUGGCCAAGGGGGGGCCCUUCGGCGUGGAGGGCCUUGGCAUGGCCAUGGGUUUCCGUGGUCUCCACAUGCCGUCCUUCAAGGUUAAGAGGAAAGACCCACCUGAGGGCGACUCCAUGAGUGACCCGAAGAGAAUGAGGCCCUCCACUCCAGCUUACGACUACGAGGAAGAGUCGGAGCAGGGCAAGGAAGCCGCGCUGCCCCCCAUUAAGCGGGACAAGCCCCCCGCCAAGCAGCGGCAGAAACGCGCGCGCUCCCUGGACCUGGACAGCGAGGGAGAGGAGGAGAGCUCCGACAAGGAGUCCGAGGAAUCUUCCCGCGAUUCGGACGACGAUUCUAACGCUGAAGAGGCCUCGAGCACCGCCUCGGUCAAGGGGUCAGGGUCGUCGUCCUCGUCGUCGUCGUCGUCAUCGUCAUCAUCGUCGUCAUCGUCGUCUUCCUCGUCGUCCGAGAGCGAAGACGGGUCUUCCUCAGAGUACGAGAGCAGCUCCUCUUCGGACGAAGAGGUGGAAGAGGCGGCCGACGAUGGGAAAGACGUUUUCAAAGUGCCGACGGUCAACAAGGCCUCGGUGGUGAAAGUGGACGCCGGCGUGGAGGAGGUGGAAGUCGGCGUGAAGGAGGGCGACACGGCCGCUGCUGUUGCAGGGCGCGUCGUGACGGUCAGCGUUUCUCUCUCAGUGCCGAAACCUGCUGCUGAGGCGAGCAAGAAGACUGAGGAGGUACCAGAAGAAACGGCACCUGUCGACACGGCACCGGACAGUCCGUUCCAGGUUCCAGCAGCACCCAAAUCUGCCGGAACCCCUCUGACGCCGCCGAGCGCUAAAACGGAGGAGAGCGACUCGGGCCCGGAGACCCCGGUGAAGAGGAAACGCGGCGGCACGCAGCGUCGCUCGCCUUCGCCCCCGCCGCCCCCACCGCAGCCCGCGGAGGACGCCGACAGCGACCUCCCGCGAACGCCCGGCCGGGACUCGCACGCCGCGCUCUCCGACUCGGACUUCUCGCUGCAAACCGUCACCUCUCCCGCAUCUUCCACGUCCACUCUGCUGGCGCCGACGACGCCCGGUCCCAAAGACGUCCGGCAAGUCGACGCCGCACCGGCCUCCUCCCCUGCCGCCUGCGUUCCGCCGACGGCGGAGCCGGCGGCCGCGACUGCGGCCGCGUCGCCCCAGCAUCAAAUCCCGCUGGACCACGCGGCGCUCGUCAAGUCGCCACCCCCCGAGCACGGCCACGCGAGGUCGCGCGGGCGAUCCCGCGGCCACCACCACCACCACGACGGGCCGCGGCGCCACCAGACGCCCAGCGACCCCUCCGAGUCGCCCUACGUGUACGGCGUUCCCGGGUGGGAGUCGUCCAAGUCGUCGGACGGCCCGCCCUCCACGCCGGGCCGUGGCGUCGGCGCCGUGGAGAGCGAGGACGAGCGGCUUUGGUGCAAGGAGCGCCUGAGCGCCAACUCGCUGCUCGAGCUCGCCAACUGGGCUUCGCCCCUGCAUCGCGACGGUCGGCAGGCCGCGACCACCCGCGACCUGGACGUUCUGGCCGACGUGGCGCUCACGGCGAUGAAGCCCCGGGUGGCUGGAAGCGACCGCGAGGCAUUCGAACCGACGUCCGAGGCGGAGGAGCUGAUGCAGCUGGAGCUUGAGGAGGAGGAGGAGAAGGAAGAGGAGGUGUCUCUGGUUCAGCAGCAGCUGUACGUGGAGCACAGCUACGCGAAGCUGCCGUCGCCCAGCGAAUGCGCCGCGCGCAAAGCCCCGAGCGGUGAGGCCGCGGCGCCGGUGGCGCCGGACGGGAGCUCGGAGAACGACGAGAGGGCCCGGCGCCUCACCGAGCGCAUGGACAGCGACAUCCACAAGCUCCACGUGGAGCACGAGGUGGAGAUCACCGACACCGAGCCAGAGCCGGGAGAGGUGAUGGUGGACGUGGAGCCGGGGGAGGUGCGCGGCCGUGACAGAGAGGGGAGGCGCGAGCGCGAGCCCGGGGAGGUGCGGCACAAGCGGGAAACGGAUGGCGCCGCCACCACCGCCACCGCCGUAACCGCAGACAGCAAAAGCGUGGAAACGGCGGAGGACCGGGGGGCUCGGGGCGCUCCUUCCAUCGCCGCCGCCGCCGCCGCCGCCUUGGACCACCGCGCCGAGAAAGAAAAGGUGGAGGAAGUGGGCGGUGAGGAGGAUGAGGAGGAGGACGAAGAUGACGACGAUGACUUUGAAGAGAAGCUGGCUCUGUACAAGCAGCGCACGGAGCUGGAGGAGAUGGCCAUCCUCUACGACAUCUGGAGCGCCGGAAUCGACAUGGAGGACGUCCUCUACAUGAAGGAGAUCUACAGCAAGCUGCUCACGCAGGAGGGGGGGCCCGACUGGCUCAACGAAACACACUGGGUCUGGCACUGCCCCAGCAUCGUGCCGGACGGCCGCAAGAAGAAGGGCAAGAAGAAGAAGAAGGACGACGAGGAGAGCCCGCGCGAGCACCUGUCUGGCUGCGCGCGCUGCGAGGGCUUCUACAAGCUCAGCCACAAGGAGAAACGCGAGGGCAAGAGCCAGGAGAGCCCCUCGCAGAUUCAGCUGGCAGAGGGCGCCAUCGUGGGCGCCAAUGCCAUGAACCAGCAGCUGCAGCAACAGCAGGGGGGUAGCAGCGCAGCACGGGCAGGCUCGGAGCGCCGGUGGGAGCAGCGCCGACUCCUCGCCUCCAUCGGCAGCAUCGGGGGCGUUUUGGCCGACAGCGACGUCUUCAAGUUCAACCAGCUCAAGUUCCGCAAGAAGAAGCUGCGCUUCACCAAGAGCCGGAUCCACGAGUGGGGGCUCUUCGCCUUGGAGCCCAUCGCUGCCGAGGAGAUGGUCAUCGAGUACGUGGGGCAGGGAAUCCGACAGCUGGUGGCCGACAUGCGGGAGAAGCGGUACGAGGUGGAGGGCAUCGGCAGCAGCUACCUGUUCCGUGUCGACCACGACACCAUCAUCGACGCCACCAAGGUCGGAAACCUGGCGCGCUUCAUCAACCACAGCUGCAACCCAAACUGCUACGCCAAGGUCAUCACGGUGGAGUCGCAAAAGAGGAUCGUGAUCUACUCCAAGCAAGCCAUCAACGUAAACGAGGAGAUCACCUACGACUACAAAUUCCCCAUCGAGGAGAACAAGAUUCCCUGCCUGUGCGGAGCAGAGCACUGCCGCGGCACGCUCAACUGAGCCCAACGCCGGCGGUGGCGGAAGCAGCGGCGUCGGCGUCCCUACCAGGCACCGGCACCGGUUCCUGUCCCGGGGACCUCUCCUGCCCGUGGGGGAGGGGGGGAGGGCGUCGCGCGCCAUGCGUGGAUAUUUACGCCUUCCCGUGGCGGCGUUCCCACCCGCGGGAGCGGCUCAGUGCCCCGAGCUGGCAUUUCCAUGAUCGGUCGCCGUCUCUUCGUGCCCUGGAAAAAUAAUGCCGAGGUGGGGGGAGGUGUCGGUGACGCGGCGACCCCUCGCUGCUGGACAAGCCUGCAGAAUAAAGAGGUGGCCGGGCGAAGCGAGCCGGGGGGGGGAGGCGUGGUUGAGUUGCGUUCCAUCUUCUUCACGUCCUUGUCGACCACCCACCCGUGUGACCAAAGUGACGUGCUCCGUUCCUCCUCGGUCAGUCGCACGCUUAUUUAUGUGGUCGCCGUGACAGUUUACUUACGCGAGGAGGUCAGCGAAUUGAGCAACCUCAGAAGACACUGACGACGUGCGGCGGCGGCGGCGGCGAUAGAGAGCGGGGCGAGCGCCCCGCCGUUUGUCCCGUGUCUACCUGCACCUCGGCGGCAACCGUCCGUCGCACUCGGCGACUCGUGCGACGGCGCCUUCGGCGAGCGCCCGUGCACGCGUCUCCCGUCGUUGCGCGAUCUGCCGUGUCGCUGUCGUUAAAAAAAAUAAAAUCGCAACGGCAUGAAGCUGGCAAAUGUGAUUGCUCAACAGAAUCGUUUGAUUUUCAGUGCUCAGGGCAUUUUGGAUUUCAUUUCCCGACUAGUAUAAGGUAACUCCUGCAGGUUCGCCAGCAGCCACCGAUAGUUGGCCCGUCGCUUCCAUCUAAAAACCAUGGCAAAAGUGGCAGCUUGGGGGGAGGGGGGGCCGCGCUCUGCCAAAAGACCUCUCGCCUGCACUGCCGUCGGUACAAGUCGUUCGCUAGGCACGUGGAGGCUGUUCCCGACGGACACUCCUGCUUCAAGUGAUGACUUCUUAGACUGCAAGAGGCUGCAGUGGCGCUCGUGACAAUUUAGGGGGGACACGAAUCCCACGAGCCUUUGGGGAAAGCGGGGAACCCCAGGCGAGUUUUCGUUCCCCCACCGGUCCAGUUGGCCCUUAGCCUUAGUUCUUGUACAUAUUGUACUGUAUUGUUUCUGAUGGGGUUUAUUUUUAUUACGUUUUUGUAAAGGCAAACCUUUCUUCUGCCACGCGUGGCUCUGCUGUCACGGGGAGUGGAUGUUUCGAGAGAGCGCCUGAAGAGGCCGUCUCCGUUUCGGUUGCCUGCGUUCUGCCCUUCUGUUGUCCUUUUUGUCCGAUCGCUAAAAGGCAGCGUCUUGGCCUGUCGUUAUUUUGCCCGUGUUUUUUUUUAAAUGUACAUAUGUUUAUAUGCUGUGUAUUGUUUAACAUGCAGUAUUUGCCCCGUGUAUUAUAGUACAUUUUAUAUAAAGGACAAUAAAUUUACAACCCUCUUCUCAGGA
Molecule: messenger RNA, 7959 nt
Organism: Petromyzon marinus (sea lamprey)
Lineage: Eukaryota; Metazoa; Chordata; Hyperoartia; Petromyzontiformes; Petromyzontidae
Source: RefSeq, a predicted model, not a curated record